Messenger RNA from Anguilla rostrata (American eel), 5311 nucleotides. RefSeq names its product zinc finger protein OZF-like. The transcript has 2 exons. The record is from RefSeq and is a predicted model, not a curated record. Bases 338 to 1936 code for a protein of 532 amino acids. NCBI's taxonomy places the organism in Eukaryota, Metazoa, Chordata, Actinopteri, Anguilliformes, Anguillidae.
CGUAUCUGACAGACAGGAGGGUUACCCUCUUCCUGGCAGGUUACGCACAACGAAAACAGAUUUGCCGUUUCGGAUUGGUUGAAUGAAUGUACCUAAAAUAUCCCCUUCAAUUUCGCAACUGGAAAAAUGGGAAAUGAAUCAGAAGAUCAUUCAUCUGCAGGGAAAGAGCUCUAGUUAAGCAGCAGUGUUGUCCCAGAGAGGAGUUCCAUUAUGCACCGAGAAGGAGAAACAUUGAGUCACAACACAUCACUUUGUGAUCCAGUACUCAAGAGGGUAACGCUGGGGCCACAGUUUUCUGUCUGAAUGUCUCUUCAUCCUGUUUGUGGAUCAUAGUGAGAUGGAGUCUCUCAGCCCAGCAGAAAAGGACACUUUGCCUUCCUCUGAAAGAAUCACUGAGGUGAACAUCAACUUUAAAGGUAAAAAUGACAAAGCUAAAAAUGAACACAGUGAAUUGCUCAGCAUGGCAGACGUGGGCUCUGGAUACUCUGGAAAUACUGGAAAAAAGAUGAAAACAGAAACUGAUAAACCAGCUAAUGUUAAACAGCAAAUACAUAUUCACACUGAAGUAAAAAUUGAGCCUCAGGAACAGGAUCAAAUUGGUCUACAACAAGAAAUCCAAAAAUGUGAUAGCAAUGUUGCAGACUCGGGUGUGCAAACACUGCAUACAAAAUCCAGCUGUGAUUUUGCUGAGAUUGAGAUAGAAACAGAGGAGGAUCCGAGUGAAAAUGGUGCUGUUGGGAGAAGAUCAGGUCUGCAGGUUAAGAGUUUCCGUGAGAGGUUAAAUCUGAGGAUUUACAGUGAAAUUGACCUGAAUGAGAAACCUUAUGUGCAAAAAGGCAGUGGGCAGACUUUACAGAGUUCAAAGGUCACUGAAAUACAGAAGGUUCACAGAGGAGAGAGGUCAUAUGCCUGCAGCCCAUAUUCUUGUACCAACUGUGGGAAAAGUUUCAGGCAACUAAGAACUUUAAAAGAACACCAGUUCAUACACUCAGGAGAGAAGCCACUUUGUUGUACUGAGUGUGGUAAGCAUUUCAGUCACUUGCGAAGUUUAAUACGACAUCAGCAAAUUCAUACCGGAGAGAAACCACACUCUUGUUCUGUCUGUGGAAUGUGUUUCAGACAGUUUGGCCACUUAAAAAGACAUCAGCUUGUUCACACAGGAGAGAGACAGCACUCAUGCACUCAAUGUGGGAAGAAUUUUAGUCGAUUGGAACACUUAAAAACACAUCAGAGAAUGCACACUGGAGAGAAACCGUACUCAUGUGCUGACUGCAAUAAGAGUUUUAGUCAUUUGGGAAGCUUAAAACUACAUCAGCAAAUACAUACAGGAGAGAAACCACAUUCUUGUACUGAGUGUGGUAAGAGUUUCAGAGAGUUGGGGACGUUAAAAAGACAUCGGCAGAUUCACACUGGAGGGAAGCGACAUGACUGCAAUGUAUGUGGGAAAAGUUUUAGUCACUUAGGAGCCUUAAAAAUUCACCAGAGAACUCACACAGGGGAGGAGCCAUACUCUUGCUCAGAUUGUGGAAAAAGUUUCUGUCAUUUAGGAAACUUGAAACAACAUCAGCUAACUCACACAGAUGAGUCAUACUCUUGCACAGUCUGUGGAAAGGUUUUCUUUCGUUUAGGGAACUUAGAACAGCAUCAGUUGCUUCACACAGGUGAGAAACUGUACUCUUGCAGUGAGUGUGGGAAGAGCUUCACUCACUUGGGAAGCUUACACACUCACCAGAGAAUUCACAAAGGAGGAAAAACAUAUAUUUGCACCAAAUGUGGACAGAGAUUCUAUAAGUUAGGAAGCUUUAAAGAACAUCAACGAGUUCACACAAUUGAAAAAGUGUACACCUGCAUUAUUUGUGGUGACAAUUUUGGUAACUGGGGACAUUUUAAACAGCAUGAGCAAAUUCACACCAGAGAGACUAUACUAUUGCCCUAAUUUGUUUUACAGUUAUUUUUUACAAGUCUUUGGAACUCUACUGGAGGGAUGGAACGCCAUUCUUCCAAAAAAUGUUCCCUCAUUUCAAGUGUUCAAUUGGGUUGAAAUCUGGUGACUGUGAAGGCCAUAGCAUGUGAUUAACAUCAUUUUUAUCCUCAUUAAACCAUUCGGUGACCCCUCGUACCCUGUGGAUGGGCAUUGUCAUCCUGUAAGAGACCACGACCAUCAGGAUAGAAAUGUUUCAUCAUAGGAUAACAGUGAUCACUUGAAACUAUGCCAGGAAUAUCCCCCCACAGAAUAAUUGAGCCACCUGAUGCCCUUACUGUUGGGGUCAAGCAUUUAGGUCUGUACCAUUCUCUUGGUGUACACCUCACAUGCAGUUGCUCACUUGUCGAGAAUAUAGCGAAGGAUGACUCAUCUGAACUUUUUUCGACAUCUGUAGACCAGUGCUUGUGGUUUUUGCACCACUGAACUCUGAAAUGUGCAUUUGUCGUUGUAAUGAGGAAUCUAUUCCCUGCAACACUUAUACUAUAAUAUCCCUCUCUAUGUAAUUGUCGAUGGACUGUUCUUGUUAACACGUCCUGCAUUGACAUUCUCAGUCACCUGGCUGAGGAAGAGUUGCUCUUCUGUUUUUUUAAGUAUCGCACAAGCAUCAUAGUCAUCAGAUGUCUUCCCCUAUUUCUGAUGUCUGUCCUAUUGAUCUAAAUGCAGAUGCCACUUUUCCUAUUGAAACACUAGCCAGUUGAGCAGUCUUUGUGACUGGAACUGCUGCCAUAUGUGCCCCAAGAAUGAACUCAAAGUCACUUAGAUCUUUUCCUCUUGCCAUCUUGAUCUAAAAUUGAGGUCAACUGGAUAAUUGCUUAAUUGUAUCAUCCAGUACACCUGUAUGGAAGCAUCUGCAUUCGUUAUGUUUCUCCACUCAAAAAAAGGUUUUUUUUUUAAUUUGCCACCCGUCUGUAACUUACAUUGCUAGUCAUAUAUUUGUUACAUUUAGGAAAUAAAGAAUUGCGGUGAUGGUUAACUUUUUUUUUCAAAUAUAUUUCAGUUUUAAUGUAUGUGUUUGGUUGGUCCAGACAGUUUUUAUGUACAAAGGAUAUUUUUGAUACUGAUGUUUCCGAUGACCUAGUCUUCAUUUCAGUCUUUGUCAGAUAAUCUUGGUUAAAUUUUGUUUUCUUGGCUUGCUGGAACCUGAUUGCUUGCAUAAAAACUGUAUAUUUGGAGUUUUUCUGAGUUUAAAGUUACAAUCGCGAAGAUUUCUGUUUCGUUCUCUUUGGCGGUACCAAUGGCGAGAAGCGGUAAUUGCAGGUGUGUUUUUGGACCUCACUUCCCAUAGAUCCAACCGAAUCCAACCAAUGUUGCCUGUGUGACGUCAGUGAGUUGGCACCUGGGCCACGCCAACUAUAACACUAUUUACGGAAAAAUGGUUAAAAAUGGUUGUUAUAAAAGUAACGUUAUGUACAUACUCAUUCGUUGUCUAAAAUUAGGCUAACUUAAACUGUCUUUACACUGCCGAGCCAGGUUAAAAUGCUGUAGCAGACCUGGGGUAGAAUUAGUGAUGAUCAAUUUCCACAAACGUUCUUUAUCCUUUUGCCCGGUAUGAACAUUAAUUUACACUGCAGAGAAGAAUUCGCGGGAUUCGCUGUGGCUCGUGCAAUUAUGUCUCGUGCACAGUACACAGUCUUUUCGUGAAUGAUUGUUGUGUGGAUAUUUUUGAAACAACUGCCUUGCAAAAUGUUACACCUGGUGUUUCUGGUUUUGCUGGCUAAACUGUUCGAGAAUAAAGCUGAGCUGGGUGUUAAAUAUGGACCAAUAACAGUGAUUUUUAUAUCAUGAAUAUGUAGAGGUAUGUCGUGAGUGUCUCACCUGAAUCUGGUAUAUACUAUAAAUGGGAACACUGGUCUGGAUUCAGUCAGUGCUUAAUUUGUAUGUUUGUAAAGUAGUGAUAAACACAUUUAUGACAGCUAAGAAAUUGAAAACCCUUUCCUAUUUUUACAACAAAAAAAGUGUCACCGGUGUUGAAAAUAAAACCCAUAUUUGUAUGCCAAUCAUGCAGUAAUCAUUUGACAGGUGGAUACCCCUAAGGAAUGUGUGUAAUAAUGAAGAUGCAUUUUUGAAAAAGAAUUUGGGAAUCAGUUCUGUUUUUAUAUCCAUUAACAACUUCCAUGCCUCUGUGUCAGGUAUAUGAUGUAAACUAAUGGUUGCCAAACUUGGUCCUGGGGCACCCUGCGUAUGCUGGUUUUUGUUCCAACCACAAUUCCAAUCCCAGAAUUUUAGCUGUUAUUUUUUCUUAUUUGGGUGCUUUUCAUGUUUAAAGAGAUUAUUUACCCUCUUAAGCCACAUUGUGUCAGAAAUAGUUAAGUGGCCACACAUUACAGACACUCUUAUCCAGACCAACUUACACAACAUUCUACUUUGCAUUUACAUUGCAUCCAUUUAUACAGAUGGAUAUGUACUGAAGCAGUGCAGGUUAAAUACCUUGCUCAAAGGUACAAUGGCAGGUACAAAAUGCAUUCAAACCCACAUAGGAAUCACGUGAGUGAAAAUUUUGGUUGUGAAGAAAAAACCGCCUCCUGCCCUGUGUCGUGUUCCAUGUUGUCAUAUCUUCUUUUUGAACCAAAAUCUGUAUUCUAAUUCUUUUGUAAUUCCUACAUGACCAAAUGGUGUAGGUAUUGGAUUGUUAGUUAAACACAUAGGAUUGUUUUUGUCUAAUUUACAACUUUGUGUAAAUCAUGUAUAAAAAUAAACCUCUCAAGUGGGAAACAUGACCAGUGGGCACAGCUCAGCUGUGAUAGUGAAGAUAAUCAUGUACAGGAAAUUAAAUGCAGUUUUUCUGUCAUUGCCUAUCACCAUUCUGAGCAUAUUUUACAAAUCUCAGGUAAAAAAAAUUCACUUUUAACAAUACCCUUUAAAUAUGACACUGCCCUCUGGUGGUUGUAUCUAAGAUUGUUUUUAAACUUACCACUACACUACAGCAUGAAUGAGGAAAUGUUUGUGGCAUGGCUUUAGAGCUGGGGUGUCCAUUAUUUUCAGAAAAGGGCCGAUUUGGGUGCAGGUUUUUAUGUUAGCCCAGCACUAAGACACCUCUACUUAUCAAGGUCUUGAUUGAAUACCAUGACUAGUUCAGUCAGGUGUCCUAGUGCUGGGCUAAAACAAAAUCCUGCACCCACAUUGGCCCUUUUUCAAGUGAGAUUGGAUUUGACACCCCUGCUUAAACAAGACCAGGUCAAAACUUAGUAUAUGGCUGGACCUCUCUGGCAGACCAGUGGUGUAACUUCAUAACUCGGCCGACCAAUGGUGUAAUUUCAUCACUCAGACAUUCGCGUUUGUAAGACUGGUUUGUUGCGGUCCAGCCAAAAAACACUUAGAUAGAUUUAU